GAGAACAUUCGCAGGCAAAAUUUGAUAGUUUGAAGUAUUUUACUCAAAAAUUAUUUUGUUUUAUUAUUACUCAAUUCAAAUAUACUUUAUGGAAAAAUAAUAGUAAUAUAAUCAUUUCUUUAUAAUUCACUCAUGUUAUUCUUUUCUAGAACGAUGAAACAAAAGCAGAAUUAUCUGUUUUUUCUUAAACUUGCGUAGAAUGGAUCGAAUUGAAUUGAAAGAAAAACAUACAGUGCUGUCAAUUGAUUUGGUUUAUUUUCGUCAUUUCAUUCGUUUUGUGAAGUGUAUUAAAAUAUACAGUUGAAGACUUACGAAAUUCUUUGUAUCCUUGAACUUAAUAGAUUGGUUUCAAAUCCAAAUCCAAAAAACGUGUUAGUUUUUAAUUUGCGAUAAAACGCUUUCGAUCGAUGAAAAUCCUUUGUAUGAAUUUCGCGCUUUGUUCUUGUAAAAGUUAUUUUUACGCGUUUGCAGCAAAGUCGAGAAUAUGUAGAUGAUAAUAAAUUAAGCGUAGUAUAUAAUUUUCCAAGUCGAAAUCAAUCGCAGUAAAUGUAUAAGUGAUAAGCAAAAACAAAUUUAAAAUGGCUCACUUCAGUCGUCGCGAUACUACGUAUAGCGCCCUAGACAAUGAAACGUCUCCGCCUUUGGCUCAUUUGGCAGAUUCUACAAAUGCUGCACCUAUGAUGCUAACCCUGGACCAUGAACAUGAAGACGCUACUAAUGUUAUCAUCCAUAAAGUACCAAAAAAUAAAGGAGGAUGGACUCAUAUAGAAGAUCUAGACUCUUUCUUCACAAGAAUGUAUCAUUACUACAUAAGAGGAGGAUUUUACCCAAUGAUUAUGUCAGAUUUUUUUUACUUAUUACAAUUUGUUUUCAUCAUAUGGUUUUCAACAUUUUUGGUGCACUGUGUCAAAUAUCCUGUUCUAUUCAGAAAUGACCCAAAUGCAAACAGGAGUGAGAAACUUAGUUUAAACGAUGUGAUAUAUUCAAGUUCAGUAUGUGUGGGAUUUAUUUCUUGGCACUGGUGGUGCCUCAUCAUGUUAUGUUCUAUCAUUUGGAUUAUGAGACUAGUCUUAUCAAUAUAUCAUUUAUAUUAUGCAUAUGAUACAAAAUUAUUUUAUAAUAAUGCACUUAAAAUAAAAGAUAGUGAUCUAGUAUGGGUAAGCUGGUCUACAGUCCAGGACAGAGUCCGGGAAGCUCAACCUGAACAUCAUAUGUGUGUCCACAAACAGGAAAUUAAUGAGUUAGAUAUCUAUCAUCGAAUCCUGAGGUUUAACAACUACAUGGUAGCCAUGGUUAACAAAAGUUUACUGCCGCUACAGAUACAUGUGCCUUUUGUGGGUGAUUUCCACUACUUGUCUAAAGGUUUAAAGUGGAAUUUGGAAUUUCUCUUAUUCUCUAGUCCGUGGAGUCCCUGGGAAAACUGCUGGCAGCUGCGGGAGUGCUAUAAAGACCAUUCGAAACGGAUGAUAUUGGCUCGUCAGCUGGAGAGGCAGAUCUUGUUCCUGGCACUGAUUAAUCUGUUACUGACACCGCUUAUACAGGCUUGGCAGAUUCUAUAUUUCUUCUUCAACUAUGCAGAGCUAAUAAAGCGGUCGCCGGGCUCGCUGGGGCUGCGCACGUGGUCGCUGUACGCGCGCGUUACGCUGCGGCACUUCAACGAGCUGGAGCACGAGCUGCGAGACAGGCUCAACCGCGCGCACAAGCCCGCCACCAAGUACCUGGCCAGCUUCUCCUCGCCUAUCACCACGGUUAUCGCCAAGAAUGUGAUGUUCUUCUCGGCGAGCGUUUUGGGCGUGCUGGUGAUGCUGUCGGUGUACGACGAGGACGUACUGACGGUGGAGCAUGUGCUGACCAUCAUCACCAUCCUCGGCUGCGUGCUGGCCGGCGCCAGGGCGUUGAUCGGGGAGGAGGAGCGGCUGUCGGGCGGAUGCGCGGGCCCGGCGCGCGGCGAGGAGCUGUUCGUGCAGGUGCUGGGCCACGUGCACUACCUGCCCGCGGCGUGGCGCGGCCGCGCGCACACCAAGGACGUCGCCGCGCACUUCCAGCAGCUGUUCCAGUUUCGCGCGGUGUACAUCCUCUUCGAGGUACUGAGCCCGCUGCUGAGCCCGCUUGUACUGUACCGGCUGCGCUCGCGUGCACUCGACAUCGUCGACUUCUACCGCAACUUUACCGUCAGCGUGCUGGGCAUCGGCGACGUGUGCUCCUUCGCACAGUUGGACAUCCGGCGCCACGGACACCCCGAUUGGCAGGCCCCGGGCAAACAUGCUGAAAAAGCGAAAGGCAACACGCAGUACAACCAAGGCGAGGGUGGCAAGACGGAGCUAUCGCUGGUGGCGUUCUCGUGCCGGCACCCCGGCUGGCAGCCCGCCGAGCCCGCGCAGCGCCACUUCCUGCGCUCGCUGCGCCAGAGCAUGCACCACGCCGUGCCCGCCAACAACGCGCUGAACAAAACGAUGCUCGGGUCGUAUAUACAGCAGAGCAUAUUUGGCACCAACACUCCCCUGCCUGCCGUGCUCUCCUACUACCAACAGCGGCAGCCAUAUAGAUUACCUGACAUGGACGAGACGAGCGACGAGGAGGAGGACGGGCCGGGGUCGGCGGUGAGCAGCGCGCGCGUGAGCUCGCGCUCGUUCGGCCUCGCGGGCGCCAGCAGCGGCCUCGGUGCCAGCGCGCUCGGCCUCGUGCCCGCCGACGCGCCCGCUGACGAGACGCGCGACAUGUCCGUCAGCACCCUGCAUCUCUAUGAUCUGCACAUCUCGCACGCAUCGCCGUCGGUGGGCGCGUGUUGCGUGAACAACUGCUCGGACCGGCAGGGCCGCUGGGGGCAGGGCGAGCACACGCCGCUGCUGCACCACCCAUAACGCCGGUCGCCGCCGCUGCCCCGCCCCGCCCCGGUCUGGGUAUAGACAGGGUUCCCUACCGUAUUUCGACACGCGACCGGUGCUCGCUCCAGCUAGAGAAUGAAUAAUGAUGGAACUUGAAAUCAUAUUUCAUUGACGAUGCAAAACGCAAUGAGGAUUGUUUCAUUAUUAAUCAUUAAUAAAAAAAUAGAAUCGUGCUGCGCCAUCAGUGAGCACCCGUCCGUAAGACUCGGAUGUGGACGUCUGCCGUCGUUAACUAUUCAGGACUUUAGAAACUGUAAAUAUAUACAUUUAAUUAGGUAUUUUUUUAAUUGUAUAAAUAUCGAAUCAUACCUUGCGAUUUAGAUGCAAGUAAAUAAUUUUAGUAACGUUUUACGUUACAUAAGUAAAUUUGAGGCGGCCGGCUAUUACACUAUUUCUUGAUUAUUGAACUUAUGCAAAAACGUUUCACGACCGACAUGGCUUUUUCGCACUAUAUUCCUUGUAAGUAUAUGUAAUCCACCAUACCUCAAUUGUCGCCGUGAAGUUUUACUAACCUAAAUACGAAUUAUCCUUACAAAAGAGUAAUGUUUAAUGUUUCUAAUUGAGAAAUUGCCCAAAUAAUCUAUAAAAUAUUUGACCUUUUUUGUUUGUCGUAUAGGGACAUGACAUAUUCGACAAUUGUUAUUAUAAUACCAACCUAUAAUUAUAAAUGCCGUUCUAGCGUACUAUGGUACAACAGUAUAUAGAAAUUAUAUUAGUAUGUAAUUAUUUUAUGACUGUCCUUAAUACCGCCAGCUCCAUAACCAGACGAACCAAAUCAAUAACAUAAAUGGACGGUAUAAUUCUAAUACAAUUAUUUUAUUUACUUUUUUUAUUACGGGUAGGUCUUUUCUCAAUCAAUUCAUGAAUAUAGAUAAAAUACAAAUACUAAUAGUAAUAUAACUAACUUGUUUAGGUAUGUAUUGCAUGGUUCAGUACCCAACUGUGAUGAUUGAUUUUUCAGUUCAUUAUUAAGGAUGACAGAAGUCGCGGUAGUUGUAUUUUGUCUUCACUUUUUAAAGGAAUAGCUCCUUGGAACUGUAUUUUGAGGCUUUGAUAUUCUUGUACUAAUAUUAUAUUACAAAUAAUGCAAUAGGGACGCUCGUAAUCAUACCUUUAGGGGUUAAAUAAGUAACUUAACUGUAGUUCAUAAUACUUUUAAUGAUUUCAAACACAAAUAAAUUAAUCGUCAGUGGAGUCUGCGACAUAGGACAAAAUUAACUAAGGUAUAUAAUUGGUUACCUUUUUAUGAACAUUAAAUGGUGUUAAGUUUUAAUACUGAAAUGUGAUAACAACAUCAUUUUAUACACUGACCUAGACGCUUCGUACGGGUAAAUACAAUACAUUCAAAUUUUAUUUACAAUAUAAUAUAUAUUAUAUUUUACAUUCAUCGAAAACCUUCAAUCACGAUACUAGUUAUAGUUAUAUUUUAUUAUUAUGAAUUACUUGGUAACACUUAACUAAGUUUUAUAGGCAUGACCAGAGCCCAUUUAACGCUAAGUUUUCAUGGUCCCAUACAUUGUCUCUGCCAAGUCGGAGCAAACUUAGCGUGGACGGACUCUACUCGCAAUACUAUAUCCUACGUAGAAAACUUAAACCAUUAACAAAUUUACUUGGUUGUAUUUUGAUUUACAACGCAAUUUUUAAACUGGGGGACGUUUAACGACAAAAACGAAAAAAUAAACUUGACCAAUAAGUUUAAUUAUCUGAAUUUAUUGAAAUAAUGAGUUUUUAAACUUACUGAUUUUACUAUAGCAUCUAGAAAUUACUUACGAGAAUAUGGUUCUGGAUAAUAGAAUCAAAUGAAAAAAGUGUAUAUAAAUGAACAACGCAGAAGAACAAAACAGAGGCAAAUACAGGCAUUGUUUCAUUGCUAAUUAAAGUUUCGAGCAGCCACUGGUUUAUUAAACGAAUUGAAUUUAGUGAUGACCACCAUAUAUGACACAGAACCCCACUAUCGUCUGUGAAGUCUGUGCCAUCGAUACAAGGUUGCUGGCGGAGAGUAGGAUGUAUUGAAAAUUACCCCACUGAGUUACAAGACCUAGCUAUUAUAAUAUUGGUUUCGACAUGCAACAAUCGUUAUUCAAUCUUAUUAUCUGUUGAAAGUGUUGGCAUCAGAUACGUCACCAUAACUCAUAACGUAGCAUACCUUACAUAUUUGCAACAUUUGAUUGGUCGGGUCAUUUGCACCAACCACAAUUAGCGGGCUGAGCCACGUCAAUAAGCGGUGAUUGAGACUUCCCAUAUAAUACAUUUCAGCGAACAUUUUAACAGUGACUAACGGUUUGGCGCAACCGACCCUUAAUAAUAUAUUUAUGUUCACAUAAUAAUUUAUUUAUUUGCAACCUUGAGUACCUUCACUCUUACAAGGAAACAUACCCAACUGUCCGGCUCCGAUUUGAUUUAUUUUUAUAUACUUUGGAGGACUAUUUCUCCCAAUGGGUUGAGAUUGGGCAGCUAGAAAAAUACGUGCCUAUUAUUUUAAAGUAAGUAAGUAAGUAAAUAUUCUUUAGGCCGAGCCCAAUAUCAUCGACGAAACGAAAUUCCACAGACUUCGCUGGUUCGGUCAUCUACCCAUAAUGGGAGAGGAUCGGGCUGUCCGAUGGGUCGGCCCAAGUAUCACUGGGAAGACAGUGUGGCGGCGCAUCUGUUUCAGCUUCGCAUCAGUAACUGGCAGGAAGUUGCGCAGGAUCGGGACAGGUGGCACGCUCUCGUUUCGGAGGCCAAGAUUCUUUUUGGAUCACCGCGCCAAAAUAGUUAGUUAUUUCUUUAGACUACUCUAUAACAUAUAUCAAAAUAAAUCACAAUAUAUUCCAAGGAAUAUCAAUUCCUCCUUUAUGGAGGAAUCCAUCUACAUUUGUCACUCAUUACCACUUUAUUGGAAUAAGGAGGUAAAUAUUCUUUAUUGCACCAAUAAUAAUACAUUUUACGUGUAAAACUACAAAGAAAUUUAAUUAUUUAAAUUAUAAUUUAUUUAUUUAUUUCGAAUACUCAAUUCGUUAAUUUAAAAAAAUAUAUCAAUGAUACUUUGUAUAAUCUUACAACGACAUAAUGAUGCGGGGAACUUAAUAACAUUAUAUGUUUACACUUAUCGUUUAUAGCAUAGACAUAGCAGUGCAAUAAUUAAUCUAAGCAAUCAAUUGUACACAAUGAUUUAAUGUUUGUGUGGUAUCAAUGUUUCGAUCUUCCUAAACGGCGGCAUGCCACGGCCGCCCUCAAGAGCGAUAGUUAUCUCGUACAUUCUCAUUGUUGUGUGACUCAUGUCAUGCCGCUCUUUCGCCGAACUAUAGAAUCGAUUUACUGUGGCAACGUGUUAUGAGUGAGCGCUUCGGUUUGUUUUUAAAACACAUUCACCUUAGUUUUGUUAAGGUGCAGAUGCCAAUUUGCGCAAAAAAUAUUCAUUAAACCUAGUCCUCCAUUUGAAACAUCACCUUGUAAUUUAUACGAAUAAAUUUUGAGUACAUUAUGACUUUAUUCCGAUCCUACAUAUGCUUUAAACAAUGUUAAAAGGUGAAAAUCAUAAAAGAAAGUGCAUAGUUAGUUUUUUGUUAAAUCAGAAAUCGAAAAACAUAAUUACUUAGUUAUCAAACUCAUGCGGGCCCUUUUCGCCUUGUUCGCCUUUAGGCACCGUGUACAAAUAGUACAGGAUUUUCGUCGUACCGUACGUGGACAUGGACACUUGGACAGCCGUCAUCAGAUUUAUCGGAUCGGCCACGGUGCUAACAAAAUCUUAAUCUAUGGUUCAGAUGUUUAUAAACACUUAACCGUUUCGAUAAAUUUGAAGACGACUGUACAGAACCUGGUUGAGAAGAGUGGUUUGCACUCGGUUGAGAAGAGUGCAAACCCAAAUUAUGUAAUAUUUUUAAUAACUUAUUGAUUGUUUUAUAGAAAUAUAAAAUUGCCCUCUGAAUCCUCUGAUGUUUAGAAAUAGAUUCUGACGUUUCAAAUGUAACUAUUAUUUACCUUUGUAUGCUAGAGUGCUCUCAUAAAGGUACUUGAUUGUGGAAUCGGUGUUAAAACUGUUUUCUUAUUUAGAAUAGAAUAUAAUUUAUUCGUAAACACACAAACAGUCAAUAGACAGACAUAAAAGAGAACAUAGAAUAAAGUGUCACGAAAUGGCCGCAUCUCAACAUGUUGCUGGCGACUUCCAGCGCUGAUCUUCCGAUAAGAACAUCAAGUGAGAAAUAAGAUUUAUUUGUUGGUGACGUCCUCACAGUUAGUAUCUUUAUGACAGUACCCCUGGUCCCAACAUGUGUUCAAUCAAAUGUAUUCAAUUAUCUGUCUGUGAAUUAGGUUAGACGCUUAUUAAAUUUACUGUACAUAUUUUAGAUGUUGAAAUUUCUAUUAUCGGAUACAUUUUGUGAUCUUAGAAUAUAGAUUUGUCGUCAAUGAUAUGUCCUCACCAAAUCUGUACUGGUUCAAUUUCUAUGUUAAUAUUAUUGACACUUAUUUAUUUAUGUAGAUCAUCAAAUUUGUAUUGUCGACAAAGUAAAAAAAAUCCUUAAGAAUGGACAAUGAUAUAUAUAAAUUGUUUCUAGAGCUGUUCUGGACCUUAUGGCAAAAAUCUAAUUUGUAGAGGCACAGUCACAUUAAGUACUUUGUACUACAUACAAGGAGGGGGUCUUCUUAAGAGGGAAAUAUACUACAUGAUCGUCCAUACAAAAGGAGAAAACGUUUUGCUUACUUCUAAAUAUUUUCCAUUUUUUAUGUUUUUUAGUAUGUUAUUGACACAAUGAAAAUCUAGGUUUAAAUGUU
Molecule: messenger RNA, 7637 nt
Organism: Cydia pomonella (codling moth)
Lineage: Eukaryota; Metazoa; Arthropoda; Insecta; Lepidoptera; Tortricidae
Gene: Atg9
Product: autophagy-related protein 9A
Exons: 15
Coding region: 579-2861 (760 amino acids)
Biological process (GO): protein localization to phagophore assembly site; autophagy of mitochondrion
Cellular component (GO): phagophore assembly site; autophagosome
Source: RefSeq, a predicted model, not a curated record